This is a messenger RNA of Alosa sapidissima (American shad), 3719 nucleotides long. It is a transcript of the gene fndc5a, whose product is annotated as fibronectin type III domain containing 5a. Gene Ontology annotation, molecular function: protein binding. NCBI's taxonomy places the organism in Eukaryota, Metazoa, Chordata, Actinopteri, Clupeiformes, Clupeidae. The record is from RefSeq and is a predicted model, not a curated record. Bases 412 to 1080 code for a protein of 222 amino acids. The transcript has 6 exons.
UAGCCUACUCGUUUUCAUUCAAUGGUGCCCUGAACAGGAAAAUCGCACAACCCCGAUCCGUAGCAAUUGCAAAUUGAUAGAGCCUUGUUCUUCUAAAUCCUUCAGAAAACAUCAUGGGAAAAGUAAUCCAGCCUUAUUUCUAAUCAGAUUACCGUCCAUCCUGGGUCUAAUUUCAGACGGAUCUUGAAACCAACUCGCAUUCUGGUGGCGAUCGCUGUCCCAGGUGCUGAAUUCCCCGCCUCCCUCGGUCUCAAUUGUAACCCUCAGCUCAGCGAGCUCAGACUAUUAACAACGCUUUAACGGGGAAAGACAGAGCGAGCUGGACUGACGUGAAUGUCAAGUAACAGCACGCUGGUGAACAAGACGAUUGUUCUAUUAAAUGGGAUUUCACAUUCCGCGGCUGUUUGAAGAAUGGAGACAAUUCCCCUGCCUGCCGUACCACUGUUUAUUCUGAGCUGUUUCAGCGUUGCUCAAGUCGUAGCCGACAGUUUGACGGCUCCUGUCAAUGUGACGAUCAGAGAGCUGAAGGCCAACUCCGGCGUGGUCACAUGGGACAUCCCAGAGGGGGACCCUGUCAUUGGAUUUGCCAUCACCCAGCAGAAGAAGGAUGUGCGCAUGCUACGCUUCAUCCAGGAAGUGAACACGACCACCCGUAGCUGUGCAUUAUGGGAUUUAGAGGAGGAGACCGACUACAUAGUGCAUGUGCAGUCCAUUGGUACAAACGGGCCCAGUCCUCUCAGCCAGCCAUUACUGUUCCGCACACCCGCAGAAGCUGAGACUCCUACAAGUAAAGACGAGGUUACCAUGGAGGAGGUGGGACAAGCCAAUCAGCUGAGGGCAGGGGAGAUCAUCAUCAUCGUAGUUGUACUCAUUAUGUGGGCAGGUGUGAUCGCUCUCUUUUGCCGUCAGUAUGAUAUAAUCAAAGACAACGAGCCCAACAACAACAAAGACAAAGCCAAGACCUCCUCCGAGUGUAGUACCCCUGAACACCCCUCAGGGGGGCUGUUGCGCAGUAAGUUCCCCAACAACAACUGCAACAACAACAAGAGGACGCCAUCUGUGCACAUCAUCGAGGUGUGACGGUCCCCAUCUCCUAACCGAAGGACUUCAAAGGAGUCUCCCGAACUUGGAUCGUAUGGCUCUCCUCCCUACACAGACCUUGCUCCUGAUGUGCCAGGCACUCUGGGAGCUGGCUCUGCCCUCGCUCCUGUCAGCUGUGUCUGGGGUUUGAAUGUGAGCCAAGGACAGCUCCUCAGGGACUGGCCACCAUGGGCCAGCGGCAAGCAGAGGGGGACACAAUGGUGGGUGGGGCAGACGCCCAGGGACCCUCUCUCUCUCUCUCGGCUGCAGAAGCGAGGAGAUAAGGCCCCCCAUCUUCUGAUGAACAUGUCCACAGAGCUGGAGAUUAGUUGGGGCGACAGAGACGCUUUUCUUUCUCGGCUCCUUAUCGAUGUGCACCCAGCCCCUUCUUGAGCCGUGGGUGAGGAGAGAAGACGGCGGCCAGAUGGCCUCUAGGUCCUUUUCUUCUCCACUCCGGCCUCUUCUCUCCUCCACGCCCUGGGUCUUUGGUUCUUCUGUAAAGAUUUCUUACCGCUGUGCAUCUUAACCGUUUCAGUGCAGGUUUAUCUCUCACACCGCACAUUUGCAAAACUGAGCAUGUUUCAACUACACUUCAUCUUCCGAAACACAAAGCCGCAAACCAGCAUUUUUCAAACUCGACAGCAACUCCCGAACAUGUUUGCAUCUCUGGUUGCCUCCUGCUCCGAUUUCUGUCCUCAGCAAUUUGCCAUUUAUUCAUUUCCCUGUUGUUUACGACACAGCACUGGCAGUGUAUUUUAAUUUAGAGGCCCCUUAGCCCCCAUGUAUCAUCACUGUUUUGAGGUUGAUAAAUUGAUAGAGAGAGGAGGGGAUAAAGUCAGAUCUGUAGAGAAAAUCGGCCAAGCAUCUGGACCAGGGCCAGGCAUGCUGGAGCAUCUGCACCAGUCUCAGUGAUUGGUAGGACUUCAGGGAGGCAUCUGUGGCUGAUCGCUCUCCUUUCCUCUCUCCCGCCUGCCUCGCAGGAUAGACGACUAUUCCCUAAAGAACGCAGGGCUAAAUUUGGAACGGUUGAUAGUUACCUGCUGAGGACCCAGGCUGGAUCAAAGCAUGCCUCGGUGAAAACUCUCAUGGUCGCUCUUUCUCUGACUGAUGGGGUGUUAUGAUCUUUGGUUUGUAUUCAUAACAACCUUUGAACAUUAAUUAUAUCAAACUGUUGAACUCAACAGGUAAUGAGCGGCUUUUUAUUCAGGAUGAAAUUACAUUAGUCAUAAUUUAUACACCUUUGAUGUACAUUACUUUAAUCAUAGAAACAUUAUACUGGAUUGAUAUUUGUGUGUCAUGUUUAAUGAAAACAUUUUUUUUUUUGUCUUUGAUUAAUACUUUUGAAGUUUGUGGGUAUUUGGAAAGCCUCUUUCUCUUUGACUUCAAAAGAGACACUUCACACAUAUAGAGGACACAUUUCCAAAUGUUUCAGACAUCUAUUUCAGAUAUAUCAGUUAACGUUUGCCAGGAAGAAACAUUUAAAGGCAACUUCAGCGUGCCACCACAGCAUGAACAAAGAAUGUAUAAUAAAUAUUAAGAUGUUAUUUGAUGAUGAAAAACUUGUUUUUAGAAACACUGCUAUCAUUGAAUCAAACAAAUAUCUUUUGUCUUUUGGAUCUAAAAGGGAAACUGACCCUGUCUCCUUGAAAGGGCUCAAAAAAAUCUCACGUUAGCAAUAAUUAUCAGGGCAGUAUAGAGUGUAGUCAAAGUCGCAAAAUGUAAACCACUUGAAAAGUUUGAUGGUAAAAUGGGGGUGCAAAUCAUUGCCCCCCACAAUUUGGUUGUGUUAGUAGUUUGAGGUUUUUAAACAAUAAUAUAUUCCAAUGGAGGUUUAUUGUGAGCAUUUUAAACAGCUCUUGGUUGUUCCUAAAUGGCUUCCAACAAGGAAGGGCUUCUGUCAAGCAAAAGAAAAAAAAGAAAACCCUUUUGAAAAAAAAAAAACAAGUGAAGAAUGGUGUAUGUUAAAACAUCAUUCAGGACUGAGCUUGGUCUACACCAACCUGUGGACGGUUCAAGGAGUAAGUACAGACAGGAUGAACCCUGAGAAUUCUAUCCACAGAGUCCCAUUUGUUUUUUUAUAAAUGCAAAUGCAGAUAUUGUGUUGCCUGCUGAUAAGUCAUUUACUAGAGCUGGUCCUGAUUCUGUGAUUUGAUCUUGAACUGAUGUGCUGGAAUUUCUUGUGUUUUAAUGGGGGGGGUGUUUUAAGUUGGCUCAGCCAACAGGGCAGGAUUAUUAAUGGACAUUGGAGUGGAUCUCAUGUAUGUCACCACUGACCUCCUGUAUGUCCUAAUUUCUUCUUUAGCACAAAGAAUAGACUGAAGGCGGGGAAAGGUCACAGAGUUUAGGAACUGUUUUGAAAGGAAAUAGUGAAAGGCAUAAUGUUGGGUUUUAAUGCAGCGCAUUUACAGUACAAGGCUUACAGACAGUGGUUACUGUUGUGUUUUCCUUUUAGUAGAGAAGAGUGCUGACGUAUCGUAUGUACUGUAGGUAAUAUGACUGUUUAUAAAGCAAACUGUCUGCCCAUGAGUAUUGUAUGUAUAACAUCCAUUUGAUUAUCCGCUUAUGAUCAUAUAUGUAUCAAUCUGAUGCAAUUUAUAAAGCUUGCUCCUUAUUAGAAAAUAAAGACAAAUGUCAAAUAA